Molecule: messenger RNA, 1596 nt
Organism: Parnassius apollo (apollo)
Lineage: Eukaryota; Metazoa; Arthropoda; Insecta; Lepidoptera; Papilionidae
Source: the annotation of a GenBank genome assembly
AUGCACGGCAGAGUAAAGGUUCGAACUACUGAAGAAGAAAAACUUAGGAAAGAAAAGGAAAGGCAAGAAAAGCUUAAAGUUUUUAAAAAUGUUAUGCAAAAGAUUCAUCAUAAGAGACAACAACAUGAGUAUGAUAAAGAGUUGUUGGAGCUUACUGGCAAAGUGUUAGUGUCCAAUCCUGAUAUUUACACACUAUGGAAUAUCCGCAGAGAAAUAUUAGAACAGAUAAGAAAAAGUAAAAGUGAUGAAGAGGAGUUAACUAAACUUUUUAAUGAUGAAUUAGGUGUCACAGAAUAUUGUUUGAAAAUUAAUCCUAAAUCGUACUGUGCGUGGCAUCAAAGAGAAUGGGUUUUAACAACUAGAUCAGAUCCAGACUGGAAAAAGGAACUUAAUUUAUGUAACACAUAUCUUAAGUUGGAUGAAAGAAAUUUUCAUACCUGGGAUUAUCGCAGAUUUGUUGUGAGCCAGUGUAAGCCUCCGUUACAAGAUGAAUUUGACUUUACAACAGAGAAAUUACUUGAUAAUUUCUCGAAUUACUCCGCUUGGCAUUAUAGAAGUAAAAUGCUAUUACAAUUAUAUCCUGAUGUCGAAGGUGGUCGGCCAAUACAAGACAAACACCAUAAACAUGAAUUAAAGAUGGUACAAAAUGCAGCAUUUACUGAUCCUGAUGAUACUAGUGCAUGGUUUUAUCAGCGUUGGCUUUUGGGCGCUGUUAAAACUGUGACUAGUCUUGUAGUAUGUACGGUAACACAAAUGAAAACAACUGUUGCAUUCAGCAAGCAAGUUUCUCACAAUUAUGUUCAAUCAAAAACAAGAAUAUUUUUUGAUAAUGUUGCCAUAAAUGGUGAUUGGAUUUCUUGUAAUGGAAACAAUCAUGAUUGUCUGUGGAUUUUUAAACACAAUGUAACCAUAAAUGAUGAUAUCGAUGUCAAGGUAGAAUAUGAAGAUGAGUAUGAAGGACACUAUGUUCUUAAAUGCGUAAAAUAUAAACCUUUUAUUUACAUUGGUAAGAGUGAAAUUUGUUUUCAAAACAAAUAUUCUCAGCCCGUUAUUGAAGAACUAAAUGAGCAACUUGAAUCAUGUCGCCAAUUGCUUCUUUUGGAACCAGACAACAAAUGGACACUUCUAACUACUACUGUAUUCUUACAUUGUAUUAACGCUAAAUUGUAUCAUAAUGAAGCAAUAGUCAAUAUAAAAAAUUUAAAAAAUCUGGAUGAACAAAGAGCUGGAUACUAUAAUGACUUGAUAUCCAAGUGGAACAUAGAGAACCAGUUGCCAUUAGAUUAUGAAUAUGAAAAUCUUGUAUUCAGACCAUCAUUUUCUGAUAAAUUAACAAGUUUACCUCAUUUGCAAUAUUACAGUUUUUGUGAAAUUAUUGAUUUAUCUAAUCAAUACUUAAGUUCGAACAUACUGCCUUCUUUGAAAUAUCUACAACACUGUAAGAUAUUAAUUUUAAGAAACAACAAACUACACACAUUAAAAGGUUUUCCAAGUAUUGAAUUAGAAAAAUUGGACAUUCAAGGUAAUGAAGACAUCAGUGAAGAAGAACUAGAAAAUUUUAAAAAGAAUCAUGACUUUAUCACUAUAUUUAAUUAA